Messenger RNA from Coprinopsis cinerea okayama7#130, 993 nucleotides. RefSeq names its product protein kinase subdomain-containing protein PKL/ccin3. The transcript is spliced from 2 exons. The coding region runs from base 1 to 993 and encodes 330 amino acids. The record is from RefSeq and is a predicted model, not a curated record. NCBI's taxonomy places the organism in Eukaryota, Fungi, Basidiomycota, Agaricomycetes, Agaricales, Psathyrellaceae.
AUGUUCUCGACAAUCCUGAUUCACAACUGCGGCUCCAUCGACGACAAAUCAAUAACAGUCUCUCUGAAAGCCUCACCGUCGUUCCCCGGCGCCGUCUGGUAUCGGGAAAACUGGGAACAACCAGUCCCAGCCACUUGGGCAGCCAAGGAUACCUCUAGCUUUGACGGGACGCUCGAAAUCAGACUUGUAGAGCGCAUCUCAGAGGGGCGAAUUGGCGUAACCUACGUGGCACAAGUCAUUUCCGCAACACAAGGGGGCAGUGACAUCCGUUCAACCCUGCCUUCCACCUUGUGCCUCAAAUUCGCGAAGCCAGAGUUCAGCCGUAGCCUAGCUAGAGAAGCUUGGUUCUACGAACAACUCGAGUCGUUGCAGGGCAUCUCCGUACCCCUUUCUUUCGGAUUCUUCGCGUCCACCGCCUCGGAACAACCCAAAUUCCCCGGUGUCGAUUUCGAGUUUGAGCCCUGGACUGACCGACAGGUAUUAUUCGAAGAUACGGACUCGACCCCGGACAACAUCGACGAGUAUCCUUCGCCAGACUGGCUCACCGACGACGUGCCCGAAUAUUACGUUGAACGGACCUUUGAGCACACGCACCACGAACUGGAUUCGCCCUGGUACAGAUGGAGUCGGAACCUCGACGACAAUCCUACCAUCUCCGUUCUCGUCCUCGAGCUCCUUGGCGAACCAUGUACUGGGUGGAAAACUGCUGCAGACAAGCAGGCAAUCCAUGAAGUAAUGGACGACUUGGCUGCACUCGGCGUGGUGCAGGGUAACCUAACACCUUGGAACACACUCGCAUUCAAGCCAUCCCCGCACAGUGAGCCACGGCUAUGCCUUCGACACGGAGUUGUCCAUCCCUGGCGGAUCAUCGACUUCGACCGAUCCAAGAUGGCAGAUCCCAAAAACCUGAGCCAAUAUGGCAGCUAUCACGUUUUGGAUACAGAGUCUAUGUUGGAUGUUGCGACUGAGUUCGACUUUUGGGCAUGGGAAUAG